AAUCGCUGGUGGGACUUCAUUAAAUGGCAGGUGGACAACCGAGACAUCGAGGUUGGAGAUUAUGGAUUCCCCGAUUACCUGGAGGCACGUAGGCGUAAAGGCUUGCGAGAAUACUAUCCAGGGUCUGGUCCCGAGUAUGACGAGUCAACCGCACGACUGUGGGAGAUGAAACGGAAGUACCGCGAAGUCCCUGGUGGAAGUUUUUCGGCGUACCAAGAAGCAGUCAAGAAACGUCUGGCAUGUCACAACUUCACUCGGGAGUUUCGAUUGGAAGCCGACCCGCGUCAACAAGAUGCCUGGACAACAUGGGUUGAGUAUCUUAACUUCGAAUACUUUGAGAGAGACAGGCUCGCUGCUUUGUUAAUGAGGUUGGAACAAGAUUACAUCAAUGCCUGGGAUAAAUUCUUGGUUGUGGAUUCGUCGAGAUUUGAUGCUUUCGGAAGGCCUCUAGCCGAACCAGAAGAUAACUUUGGGGCCCUACAACAGCGGGUAGACAUUUUCAUCCGAGAUACUUACCCGUAUCGCAGCAAAGAACCCUUUUUUCGCCACCAGCGUGUCUUGACGCGAUGGAUCCUUGAGCAGUUGGGUUUAAUCGAGGCUGAGACCAAGCAACAACGUACAGCUAAAGACUGUGGCCAAACCAAGUUUCCGUCCAGCAAGAAAAGAAAACAAGCUGAGGAUGAGGAAGUUGAUGAUGAAGAAAGCGGACGCAGCCUCAAGAGAUCGAAACAAGACGGUGCCUCAGGUCAAAACCCUACUCAACAACUAGCUCGAGGAAGACCAAAGAAUUUCACUAAAGCAAGGGCAUCUAAAAGGGGCGCACGAAAAUCCCGUCUGCCUGGCCAACCAGCCAGCUCACAGAAAAAUACAAACUUGGACUCUCAGAAAAGCCAGUCUUCGAAACGAAGAUCGUGCGCUGAGGCUAUGGUUCUACCAUCGCCGAUUCGGCGUCGAUCGCAACGGUUGCAAGCUCGGUUGCAGGAACGUUAUAGUCAAGUUGAUCGCCGUGCACGAGGAGUGAUAGCAGAGUUUGAGAUGUAA
Trichoderma harzianum CBS 226.95 is the source of this 1041-nucleotide messenger RNA. RefSeq lists its product as hypothetical. The transcript has a single exon. NCBI's taxonomy places the organism in Eukaryota, Fungi, Ascomycota, Sordariomycetes, Hypocreales, Hypocreaceae. The record is from RefSeq and is a predicted model, not a curated record. The annotation marks the transcript as partial.